Chaetomium strumarium is the source of this 1631-nucleotide messenger RNA. RefSeq names its product DNA polymerase subunit Cdc27. NCBI's taxonomy places the organism in Eukaryota, Fungi, Ascomycota, Sordariomycetes, Sordariales, Chaetomiaceae. Gene Ontology annotation, molecular function: DNA-directed DNA polymerase activity. Gene Ontology annotation, cellular component: nucleus; delta DNA polymerase complex. Gene Ontology annotation, biological process: DNA strand elongation involved in DNA replication; nucleotide-excision repair, DNA gap filling; DNA synthesis involved in UV-damage excision repair. The record is from RefSeq and is a predicted model, not a curated record. The coding region runs from base 185 to 1582 and encodes 465 amino acids. The transcript is spliced from 6 exons.
CUCCACCUGCUAAUAGUUGAGGCAGGGGCUUAAUUACAUAACUUGAACUACUUGUACGAAUAGUUAUUGCUAACGUGACUGCGCGCGUCGUCGCGUCGCGACCUGCCGCUCUUCAUCGCUAAAAGUCAUCACAAGAACCUUGAUUGAGGUCUGACAGGUGCCGCAUCCGCAUUGCCAAUUCGCGAUGGAUAGCUACAACAAGUUCCUUGCAGAGAAUGUCCUCACAGAGGACAAAGUGGUCACAUAUCGGCUCUUGAGCCGGGCUCUCCAGGUUCACGUCAACACGGCCAAGCAGAUGCUGUAUGAUUUCCACAGAAGCCAAAAUGCGAAACGCCCUGGUGCCGUGCAUGCCACUUACCUGGUGUACGGCACCAAGAUAGCUGCCCAUGGGCCACCAGCUGCACAAAAUGGCAGCGAUGGCGAUGUUGAAAUGGCAAGCUCGCCCCGGGAUGCCAAGAUGCUUACAGAAGCCGUGCCAACAUCCACUCUCUCGCUGGUGCCCGAGGAACGGCUGAAAGAGACCCUAGCUGACUAUGAAAAUGUCACUUCCAUACACGUCUACGCUGUUGGACCCCAUCCUACCAAGGACAUGGCUCUUUUAGUGGAUGUGGGCAACGAGCUGCUCACUCUAGAUAGCCAGAAGAGCCUCGUCCCAAUCACUAACCCGCGGAUGCGCCGCAGGGAACGGCAGGGAGCCGGUCUGAAGGCUUCUACUGCUGCUGCUGCUGCUGCUGCUGCGGCUAAGCCACCAGCAAAAAUGGCCGCCUCCAAGACCUUGCAGGCGCCAGCUGCAAGAAAGGUCAAGGAGGAACCACAGCCUGCACAGCCCGCUCAGGAGACCACAGAGAAAGUCUCCUCCUCGGGACCAGCCAAGAAAGUUGCGCCGCCCCUGAAGCGCGGUGCCAGCUCCGGCAUCAUGCAGGCCUUCUCGAAAGCGGCGUCGAAAACAACGAAGAACAAAAAGGAAGCAGAGUCUCGGCAGCUUGCGACACCCAGCGUCGAAGAUCCGGCCGUUCAGCCGUUGUCGGAUGAUGGGGAGGACGAGGAAGAAUUGCCGCAACCGAAGCCGCGUAGUGUCUCAGGGUUGAAGAGCAGGAAGCAGCGGGAGGAGGAGCUCAGGAAGAUGAUGGAAGAAGACGAUGACGACGAGGAGGUGUCAGAGAGGGAGGAAAUCGCCGAGGACGAGCCAAUGGAAGAAGAACCACCAGCAGCGGGGCCAGUCAAGGAAGAAGAGACGGAGGUCGUUACUGCCUCCACCAAUGGUCGGCGGCGCGGCAGGAGACGGGUCAUGCGCAAGAAGCAGAUUAUGGAUGAUCAGGGAUACCUUGUCACCAUUCAAGAGCCAGGCUGGGAAUCAUUCUCGGAGGAUGAGCCUCCCCCGGCCAGCAAACCGAAGACAACUAGCUCAGCUCCCCCACGCAGACGGCAAAGCCAAAGAAAGGCGGGCAGAAAGGGAGCCAGGGCAGUAUCAUGUCCUUCUUUUCCAAGAAGUAGUCAAGGCAGAUGUGCUAGACAGUCAGGCCGUUUGAACACCGUCAUCCGAGGUUCGACCCCGCCUGAUGGGUCCGUCCAAGCAUCUUAACUGCACUCCAGGAGUCCGAGCAGUCCUAGAACGAGAUCAGGGAAUACCU